Daphnia pulicaria is the source of this 1478-nucleotide messenger RNA. RefSeq names its product dynein axonemal light chain 1-like. The record is from RefSeq and is a predicted model, not a curated record. Bases 364 to 1245 code for a protein of 293 amino acids. The transcript is spliced from 4 exons. Lineage: Eukaryota; Metazoa; Arthropoda; Branchiopoda; Diplostraca; Daphniidae. Gene Ontology annotation, molecular function: protein kinase binding. Gene Ontology annotation, cellular component: cytoplasm.
UAAAUGAGGUACCUUCUUUGAAAACAACUUAACGAUCGACCAAACUGGUAACUAGGGGUCGGUUGCCAGAGAGCUGUUAGUGAGGGGACCAAGGCUUGAUGUUAUUUCGUUACUACCCAUCCUAUACACAAACUUACCGUUGUGGCAGUGACGCCCGGCCAUCAACUGCUCGAUAUAAUUUUGAGCUGCAUGGGCAAAGCGGGCAAAGUUUCAAGUCAAACGAGCAACGCCUACUGCAUACCGACCGUGCAAUCUUUCCUGUAAACCCAACGACCUCGUCAAGUAUAUCAGAUUGAUUGCAUAGAUCCAAGACACGCAGAGCCGGUGGGGUAGGGACCCGCCGGGUUUUGAAAUUUCUUCACAAUGUGGAACGCCAUGUCGAUGAAAGAAGCCGUGAAACAGUGGGAGAUCCACCACCAGCAAAAGAUUACCUCGGCCGUCGAGAUCAAAUUGACAGGCAUCUGCCCGUCUCUCGACAAAAUGGACACCGUCAUGCUCUCCUUUAUUGCUUGCGAGAAACUCUCUCUAUCGUCCAAUAAUAUCGAACGUAUCGCCAAUCUGGGCAGUAUGAAACAUUUGAAAAUUCUAUCUUUGGGCAGAAACAGCAUCAAAUCCAUUGCUGGCAUAGAAGUUGUAAGCGAGACGCUGGAAGAAUUGUGGAUCAGCUACAACCAAAUCGAGAAGCUGAAAGGAAUCGGAAUGAUGAAAAAGUUGCGCAUUUUGACCAUGUCUAAUAAUUUGGUCCGCGAAUGGGUCGAGUUCAUGAGACUGGCCGAGAUGCCCAAUCUAAAAGAACUUGUGUUUGUCGGUAAUCCGCUGGAAGAGCGAUGCACCAGCGAAGGCGUUUGGCGCUCGGAAGUGGUGAGACGAUUGCCGAAUUUGGCCAAACUUGACGGCCAGCAAUGCAUGGAAACGGAAGUGAAUUUGUCCGACGCUCAAACGGAAUUGCAGCAGAAUUCUAGCGAAGAAGAAGAGGCCGACACCAGCAAAUUCAAAGUUAAAAGUGACGAAGAGGAAGAAGAAGAGGAGGAGGAGGAAGAAGAAGAAGAAGAAGAAGGAAAAGAAGAAAAAGAGGGAGAUCAGGAAGAAGAGGAAGAAGAAGAAGAGGAAGAAGAGGAAGAAAAAGACGAUUCAAAUGAUAAAGACUGCAGCGGCGAGUCUGAAGUUGAAAUGAGCGUGACAACGGGUCCAGUCACGCACUCCCUUGAACCGGUGACCGAGGAAAUCGGUCUGAAAGAAGAGUAGUAGUGAUCAUUUCCGUACGUGUGUAAAUGGCUAAUUUCGUUUGACCCAAAAUAAAAGAGGAGAAAAAAGUCGAGCGCUUUUGGAAUUAAACUAAUCACACACCGUGUUAUAUUAUAAUUCAACAGCAACAACGAGAGUAUAAAGAAUUGAAGACAAAAAAAUAAAAUAGGGGGGGGGGGGGACUGGCGCUGUCAUGGCAACGGCACGCACACGCACACACACUGAUGGAUAUU